This is a messenger RNA of Kogia breviceps (pygmy sperm whale), 3507 nucleotides long. The record is from RefSeq and is a predicted model, not a curated record. Lineage: Eukaryota; Metazoa; Chordata; Mammalia; Artiodactyla; Physeteridae.
GGAACACAUUGGCUCCAAGGCACUUCCUCUGAUUUAGGAAGGCAAGGUCCUGGAUAAGAAUGACAAGAUGAUAAUUCCAAAAGGUGAUUCUAGAGAAAAGGAAGGAGAAGGAAAUAAGGAGUGUGUCAGCAUACCUGUUCCAGAGUGAGGACUAGAGCUAAAACCACCAGACAAUCCCUAGGCUUCUACUUGCCCUUUCCAGAGGGGUUCAGUCACAGAAUAACACCAGGUAAAUUCUAUAUGCGGUUCUGUGGCAUUUGCUGAUAAUAAGAAUUUGCCUCUUUCAAAAUUAUAUUCAGUCAUGGAUGCUAAUUAUGACUCUGAUGAAGAUCAUCUUACAAGUUAUGAUGUUCAGCUCAGUAUUCAAGAAUCCACUGAAGCCAGCAAGACUGUAUUUUAUCCUGAAAGAUUUGUACCACUAAGUGAUCAAAAGAGAAAGCUGGUGGAGGCCAUAAAGCAAGGUCACAUUCUUGAGCUCCAGGAGUAUGUGAAAUAUAAAUAUGCAUUGGAUGAAGCUGAUGAAAAAGGGUGGUUUCCGUUGCAUGAAGCUGUUGUUCAACCCAUUCGACAAAUACUUGAGAUUGUCCUGGAUGCAUCCUAUAAGACACUCUGGGAGCUCAAGACCUCUGAUGGAGAAACACCCUUGACUUUGGGAGUCAAAGCUGGUCUGGUGGAAAAUGUAAGAACUCUACUAGAGAAAGGAGUGUGGCCAAACACCAAAAAUGACAAAGGAGAGACACCCCUUCUUCUAGCUGUAAGAAAGGGCUCCUAUGACAUGGUGUCUGCCCUGCUGAAACACCACACCAGCCUUGACCAGCCCUGUGUCAAGCAAUGGUCAGCAAUGCAUGAAGCAGCCAAACAAGGCCGCAAAGAUAUAAUAGCUCUACUACUAAACCACAGAGGCAAUGUCCACCUAAGAGACGGAUUUGGAGUCACCCCGUUAGGUGUUGCGGCCGAGUAUGGUCACUGUGAUGUGUUGGAACACCUGAUCCACAAAGGAGGGGAUGUGCUUGCUUUGGCGGAUGAUGGGGCAUCAGUGUUGCUUGAGGCAGCAGGAGGGGGCAAUCCUGACUGCAUCUCCCUCCUGCUGGAAUAUGGAGGAAGUGGAAACAUACCUAACAGAGCAGGGCAUCUUCCUAUACACCGAGCUGCCUACGAGGGACAUUAUCUUGCACUGAAAUAUCUUAUUCCAGUAACAUCCAAACAUGCAAUCCAGAAAAGUGGGCUAACGCCAGUUCACUCAGCAGCGGAUGGACAAAAUGCACAGUGCCUAGAACUGCUUAUUGAAAAUGGCUUUGAUGUCAAUACGCUGCUUGCUGACCACAUUUCCAAGAGCUAUGAUGACGAACGGAAGACUGCGCUCUAUUUUGCCGUUUGCAAUAAUGAUAUCCACUGCACAGAAGUCCUCCUGGCUGCAGGUGCAAACCCAAACCUAGAUCCCCUGAACUGCCUUCUUGUGGCAGUGAGGGCCAAAAGUCAUGAAAUUGUCAGGCUGCUUCUCGCCCAUGGAGCUAAUGUCAAUUGUUAUUUCAUGCAUGUGAAUGACACUCAUUUCCCCAGUGCCAUUCAGUAUGCCCUAAAUGACGAGGUAAUGCUCAGGCUGCUGCUGAAUAAUGGCUAUCAAGUGGAGAUGUGCUUUGACUGCAUGCACGGGGACAUCUUUGGAAAUUCGUUUGUAUGGUCAGAGAUAGAGGAAGAGGUACUGCCGGGAUGGACGUCUUGUGUCGUAAAAGAUAACCCGUUCUGUGAGUUUAUUACAGUUCCUUGGAUGAAACACUUGGUAGGCAGCGUUAUUCGUGUAUUAAUGGAUUACAUGGAUUAUAUCCCUCUGUGUGCUAAACUGAAAUCUGCACUAGAAGUACAGAGAGAAUGGCCAGAAAUCCGUCAAAUAUUAGAGAAUCCCUGCUCCUUAAAGCAUUUAUGUAGGUUAAGAAUUCGAAGACUUAUGGGACUCCAGCGACUCUGCCAGCCAGCCUCAAUGGAGAAGCUCUCUCUGCCACCAACUAUUCAAAGAUACAUAUUAUUUAAAGAGUAUGAUCUCUAUGGACAAGAGCUAAAGUUGCCAUAAUUUAAAAUAAUCUUUUUAAAUGUGAUUUUAAAAAUGUGUUUAAAUGAGAUUCCUUCAGAGAAUUCCCUGGAACCAUUUUACAUAGUGUAUUUAAAUCCAUCGACAAUUUUAUAACUGGAUCCUGGGUUCUUUGGGGAGCACCAUAUUUUACACCUCUAAGGACCUUUUUUUUGCAUUGUGAUUUUUUAAAGUUAGUCAAUAUUUUGUAUUUGAAUUUCUACUGAUUGUCUUCACUUGCAAUAAGUCUUCAAACUCUCCUUCUCAAGUGACUCCUGCAAUAUCCAUGGGCAAGUCACUCCUAUGUUUAUAAAACAAAGAACCACUUUCUCAAACCCACAUCUCCAGCCAGUUGCUGCCCCCUUGUCUCCUUUGUUUAUCGCCACGUGGCGUAAGAGGUCUUUCCUGUCUGCAGAUUCGCUCACUGUGAUCUGGCCUCUGCUCCUUCCACUACCCUUCUCAAGGUCCUUAACAACUUGCUAGUUGCUACUUUCAAUGAGCAUUCUUCAGUCCUUUCACCUGAUUCCUGCAGCAACUGACUGAUUGCCUGCUCCCUCCAGGAAACAGUUCUCCGGAUACCUUGCUCUCUUGGCUCUCUUCUCACCUCUCUGGCCGCUCUGUCUCUGGCUUCUUUCUGCAUUGCUCAUCUCCUGCCAACUCUUUAGUAAUACGUCUUAAGUCCCCUUUUUUAAUGUUAAGUUCUCUGGGAAAUUUCAUCCACGUCCAUGGUUUCGUUUACUAUCUACUUGCUGUCGAAUGUAAAAUUUAUAUCCAAAGUUCAGCUUUCUCUCACGUGCUUGAGACCUGUGUAGACAAUUGGCCUAAAGGACCUUUGAAUACAAAGAUACCUCAAAUUCAGCAUGUCCUAAAAUGAACUCACUGUCUUCCUCCACAAAAAGGCUCCUUCUCUUACCAUCUCUAGCUCAAGAGUUAACCCAAUUAUCAAUUCAGUUUCCCAAGUCAAAAGCGUGGACAUCAACCUUGACCAUCCCAUUUUCUUUACCCAAUGUAACAAAUCACCAAGUCCUGGUAAGUUUAUUUCAUGAAGUCAUCUUCUACUCAGUCUCACUAAUUCAGCCCAAAUACCAGCUAUUAUCUCCUUUCUUCCUGGGACACUGUAGUGCUACCCAACUGGUCCUUCUCCCUGCUAUCUUGCCUCAUCUAACACACAUUCUACACUUAAUAACAUCCCAGAGUAAUCUUUUACAAAUGUAAGCAAGUUUCACUCCCCUGCUUAAAAUCAUUCCCAUUGCUCUUAGGUAAAGUCCCAAAUUCUUCCAUAUGGCCCUUCAUGAUCUAACUGCCUGCCUUCCUCCUUAGCCUUAUCUCUUGAUAUCUCUCUUACCCAUCCUCUUUAACCAUGUUAAACACCUUUUAGAAGUUUAUUCUUUGAACAGUGAUUCCCAGAUUUUUCGAUUUUAUAUGUUAGUAGUUUUUAGUAA